AUGCCUAACUCUCCCAGCUCCAAGGAAUAUACAAGCAGGAUAUAUCCUCGACGCCAUCUCCUUGCCCCCGUGUAAGUCAAAUCUCCACCCUCCCCAAGAUACCCUCCCCAAGAUAUCAACUCUUAGAGACUCGAAUCUUCAGCUCGCUACUUCUUCCAUUUGGAACCGACUGUGAUAACGAGAAUAUUAGCAGAGAAGAGGAACGCCCUCUACCUACAAUAGAAAUGGAUGAAAUCGAUACCACCGGUCUCGCAUCUCCCUCUAAAUCGAUGGCGUAUAUAUACAGCGAUACAGAUCUGUACCUUGAUUCUACGAAUACCUCUUCGACAACAUCUAGCCCGACGGAAUCACCGUAUAAUUUUACCUUCCAAGGGAUCUAUCCCAGUUCCGAGAAUGCAGACGGGUCAGGAGAAACAACCCAGCCAGACUCACAACAACCUCCUUCUAAGCCCGCGGCAAAGAGGAAGCGCGAGAACAGAUACAAAAACGCACCGCCCUCUGUCCUAUCUCGUCGAAGAGCUCAGAAUCGCGCAUCCCAAAGAGCCUACCGAGAGAGGAAGGACCAGCGUAUCAAGGACCUCGAAAUCUUGCUCGGCGAAGCCCAGAAAAGAAACGAUGUCCUCGGCCUCGCCUACUCCAACUUACAAGCAGAGUAUAUCAGGCUCAAGCGCGAACGCGAACGCGAUCAAGAAGCAGCUGCGAGAUACACACAGACUGCCCUGGUAUACGAUCCAACCAUAGACGCGACUUCGAACGAUAUGGAUUUAUUCCUCUACAGCGGUCCAUCAGGUUACUCCAUGUAAAACAGCGGGCCAACCAGUAUUUCAGACGGACUAGAUGCUUCCUAUGGUCUUUUACGUUCGGG
Molecule: messenger RNA, 865 nt
Organism: Daldinia vernicosa
Lineage: Eukaryota; Fungi; Ascomycota; Sordariomycetes; Xylariales; Hypoxylaceae
Exons: 3
Coding region: 225-803 (192 amino acids)
Cellular component (GO): RNA polymerase II transcription regulator complex
Molecular function (GO): transcription cis-regulatory region binding; DNA-binding transcription activator activity, RNA polymerase II-specific
Source: RefSeq, a predicted model, not a curated record